UGAAUCUUAUCAAAUUACAAACUGCUGUCACGCACACUUCCUGGUCUGGGACCAAUAGCGGUACAAGCAGACGGUCACAUGUGGGGAUCCUCUACUCUUUUUACGUGUGUCGGUGCCAGCCAGGUCGGAGCGGAGCAAAAACAGCAGUGAAAGGUGCACUAUGGGCCGUCUGGACGGGAAAGUGAUUGUGUUGUCAGCUGCCGCUCAGGGGAUUGGACGUGCUGCCGCAAUAGCAUUCGCAAAGGAGGGAGCUCAAGUCACAGCAACGGACAUCAAUGGAGAGAAGCUGAAGGAGCUGGAUGGCAUUCAAGGAAUCAAGACCAAGGUCGUGGAUGUAACUAAGAAGGACCAAGUCGAAGCCCUGGCCAAGGAACAUGACCAUGUGGAUGUGCUGUUCAAUGUUGCUGGGUUUGUGCACUCCGGCUCCAUAUUGCACUGCAAAGAGGCCGACUGGGACUUCACAAUGAACGUGAACGUCCGGAGCAUGUACCUCAUGUGCAAGGCUUUCCUGCCUAAGAUGUUGGCAAAAAAGUCCGGAAACAUAAUUAACAUGGCAUCUGUUGCAUCAAGCAUAAAAGGUGUUGUGAACCGGUGUGUCUAUAGUACCUCCAAGGCUGCAGUGAUUGGGUUAACCAAAUCUAUAGCGGCCGAUUUCAUUGACAAAGGCAUUCGCUGUAAUUGUGUUUGUCCUGGUACUGUUGAUACUCCAUCACUGAGGGAAAGGAUCCAGGCCCAACCUGACCCGGAGCAGGUAUGGCAGACUGAUUUACUUCUCCAUUCUUCAUCUGACAAUAAUGACUGCAUGAGUCAUUUAACAGGCGUACAAGAAUUUCAUGGCAAGACAGAAAACUGGCAGGAUGUGCACAGCUGAAGAGGUGGCUCACCUGUGUGUAUACCUGGCCUCAGAUGAGUCGGCCUAUGUGACUGGGACAGAGCAAAUCAUCGAUGGAGGAUGGAGACUCUGAGAAAACUGAGAAAGUUCAUUAUGACAGUAGUCGGGACAGUUGCUUCUGUUCUUAUUUGAACCCCAAAUAAAGUGCACAAAAUUUGACUUGAUCAUUUUUUCUUGCACAUUAUGUUUACCUGUGGGAGACAUUUCCUAUUUUCCAACUUAAAUAUAUGCUGCAAAUUUGUGCAAUGCCACAAUAUUAAUUUGCUGACUGACAUUGUAAUAAAUGGACUGUAUCACAGAUUCAGUACUGGUGUUAUCACCUUAUAAUAAAAUGUUUUACAAAGCUGUCAAAGUCUAUCUAACAUGUAUCUAACAUCUAUUAAAACGUCUUCAC
Molecule: messenger RNA, 1286 nt
Organism: Micropterus salmoides (largemouth bass)
Lineage: Eukaryota; Metazoa; Chordata; Actinopteri; Centrarchiformes; Centrarchidae
Gene: bdh2
Product: 3-hydroxybutyrate dehydrogenase, type 2
Exons: 10
Coding region: 161-871 (236 amino acids)
Biological process (GO): siderophore biosynthetic process
Cellular component (GO): cytoplasm
Molecular function (GO): 3-hydroxybutyrate dehydrogenase activity
Source: RefSeq, a predicted model, not a curated record